GUGCGUCACUCUCUAGGGGAGUCUUGCCUGGGCAAUAUGGUUCGGAAGCGCGCGGCCGGUAGGGAGCCGCAAGGACGCGAACCCUGCGGCCGGAAGGCCAAGGGCGAGAGCAUGGCCGGGCGUGAGAAGAAGGAGGCGGAUGUCUUGGAAGACGAGAAACCGUUAAAGACAAGCCUUCUCUCCAAAGUCUCACAAGGAAAGAGGAAGAGAGGCUGCAGUGAUCCUGGGGGCCCUGCCCAUGGUCCAGCCAAAAAGAAGGUGGCCAAGGUGACUGUUAAAUCUGAAAACCCCACAGUUGUGAAGGAUGAAGCCCUCAGCGAUGGGGAGGAGUUCAGGGACUUCACAAAAGGCAGCAAGAAGGCACAGCCCCCACGGAGAGAAGCUGCUGUGGACAAAGGCAGCUGUGAAGGAGACAAUGAGGAAGAAAGCGAAGAUGAUUGGGAAGAAGUCGAAGAACUUGGUGAGCCUGUGCCAGGUGACAUGGGAGAAAAAACAGCUUUCUUUGAAUCUGUCCUGCCUGUGGAACCAGUGGAGAUAGAGAUCGAAACACCCCAACAGGCUAAAGCAAGAGAAAGAAGUGAAAGGAUAAAAGUGGAGUUUGAGACCUAUCUUCGGAGGAUGAUGAAACGUUUCAGUAAAGAAGUCCAUGAGGACACGCACAAGGUUCACCUGCUAUGCUUGCUGGCAAAUGGUUUCUAUCGAAGUAACAUCUGCAGCCAGCCAGAUCUACUUGCUAUCAGCCUGUCCAUCAUCCCAGCUCGUUUUACCAGAGUGCCACCUCAGGACGUGGAUGCCUGCUACCUGUCAAACCUGGUGAAAUGGUUCGUUGGUACAUUUACAGUGAAUGCAGACCUCUCAACCAAUGAGCGAGAUGAUCUGCAGACGACAUUGGAAAGGAGGUUUGCUAUUUACUCUGCACGGGAUGAUGAAGAGUUGGUACAUAUAUUUUUACUGAUCCUCCGGGCCCUACAGCUCUCGACCCGACUGGUUCUGUCUCUGCAGCCGAUUCCUCUGAAGUUACCCCCAGCAAAGGGAAAGAAAGCUCCAAAGGCGACAUCUGCGGAAGGUGCUGGAGGCUCCUUGGAAACUUGCAGCCCAGUUCUAGAAAGCCAAACCAAACCCAAGACCAGCCAAGGAACCAGAGAAGAGGUCACAUCAUCUAAGGGCCCUGGCCGUCCAAGUGCCAAAGGGAAGAGGAGCAAAGCAGCUACAGUCAGGAAGAAACAGAGAGGGCCCUCCAGCAGGGAAGAAGAGCACAAGGCAGGAGGGCAGCAGGAGGAUACCCAGAGAUGUCGGCAUGGCCGAGAGCGGCAGGUGGCCUCCAGGGUGUCUUAUAAAGAAGAGAGUGGGAGUGACAAGGGUAGUAGCGGUUCUGACUUCGAGCUCUCCAGUGGGGAAGCCCAUCAUUCAUCUGAUGAGGAUUCUGAGCCUGGCCUUCCCAGGCAGAGAUCAAAGGCAGGGUCCAGGAGUGACUCCAGGACCCAGCGUAGAAGGCACCCUAAGCAUCCUGGCUUCCCAGCAGCAUCCACGAGCUCUUCAAGCAGUAAGAGUAAACGAGGCAAGAAAAUCUCCAGUGAUGGUGAGGGGGCAGAAAGAGGGAAAGCAGCUGGUGUAGACCAGUGGCUAGAGGUGUUCUGUGAGCAAGAGGAAAAGUGGGUGUGUGUGGACUGUGUGCAUGGUGUGGUGGGCCAGGCUCUGUCCUGUUACAAGUAUGCCACCAAGCCCAUGACCUAUGUGGUGGGCAUCGACGGUGAUGGCUGGGUCCGGGAUGUUACCCAGAGGUACGAUCCAGACUGGAUGACUGCGACCCGCAAGUGCCGGGUUGAUGCCAAGUGGUGGGCUGAAACCUUGAGACCAUACCAGAGUCCGUUGGUGGAGAGGGAGAAGAAGGAAGACUCAGAGUUCCAGGCAAAGCACCUGGGCCAGCCUUUGCCUACUGUCAUUGGCACAUACAAGAACCACCCUCUGUAUGCGCUGAAGAGGCAUCUGUUGAAAUACGAGGCCAUCUACCCUGAGACAGCUGCGAUUCUUGGCUAUUGUCGUGGAGAAGCUGUCUACUCCAGGGAUUGCGUGCAUACCCUGCACUCCCGGGACACGUGGCUGAAACAGGCCAGAGUGGUGAGGCUGGGAGAAGUGCCCUACAAGAUGGUGAAAGGCUACUCCAACCGGGCCCGGAAGGCCCGCCUUGCCGAGCCCCAGCUGCAGGACCACAACGACCUGGGCCUGUUUGGCGAGUGGCAGACGGAGGAGUACCAGCCGCCUGUGGCUGUGGACGGCAAGGUCCCCCGGAAUGAGUUUGGGAACGUGUACCUCUUCCUGCCCAGCAUGAUGCCCAUUGGCUGCGUCCAGCUCAACCUGCCCAACCUGCACCGUGUGGCCCGCAAGCUGGACAUUGACUGUGUCCAGGCCAUCACCGGCUUCGAUUUCCAUAAAGGCUACUCCCAUCCCAUAACUGAUGGGUACAUUGUCUGCGAGGAAUACAAAGAUGUACUCCUAGCUGCCUGGGAGAAGGAGCAGGCACUCAUUGAGAAGCGGGAGAAGGAGAAAAGAGAGAAACGGGCCCUCGGGAACUGGAAGCUGCUGGUCAGGGGACUACUCAUCAGGGAGAGGCUGAAGCUUCGCUAUGGGGACAAGAGAGAGGAGAGAGCUCUCCAAGGACCUGCCGGAGGUGGGCUGUCUUCUGAUGAGGAGGAGGGGACCAGCUCUCAAGCAGAAGCAUCGAGGAUCCUGGCUGCCUCCUGGCCCCAGAACCGAGAGGCUGAAGAAGAACAGAAGCCAAAGUGCCCUAAGAAGACCAAAAGGGAGAAGGCGGCUUCGGCCUCCCACCUGUUCCCUUUUGAGAGGCUGUGAUGGGAGUGGCCACCUGUUGAACCCCACACCUGCUUUGGGGGACGCGCCGGCCCUGGUGGCUGUGGUAUCUCCUCUGAGAAGGCAGAGAAGCAGUGUGUGCUAUGGACGAGGGCCGGGCACAGAGGGAUUAAGCUGAGGGGGUGUUGUGGGUCUGGUCUGGCCCAGGGCCUUGUUGGAUAGAUGUGGGGUAGGGCUUUCAGAGCUGUCCGUCUCCGCACCCUAUACUUUGAGCUCUGGGACACUUCCCAGGAGACUCCCCCACCACCUCGAUGUUGCUCAGCCCGCCUUUGGAAACAGGAGUCCAUUUUCUUACAGAAACCACUGGGUGAUUUAGAAAUGCACCAGUCCCUUCUUCCAGAUGAGUUCUUCAUCUGUCAGACCCUCAUGCUUUUGCCUCUCCUGCAGCUGGUGGAGCCUUUCUCUCUGGGCCAUGCCUUUUUCUCUCAGCCAGAUGUACUAACACUGCCUAAUGCUGCCUCUUCAUGGGGUAGGGAAAGCAAGUUGGGAAGUAAGGGCAUCUCCAAUUACGGUGGUAGCGGGACCCACUUUUGGAAGUAACAUUUCAGGGUGUCAGAAGACUCAAACCAAGAGCUGAAAUCAGGAAAGGAAACACACUGAGAGUUAAAGAAAUGUUGGUGAAAGUGGAUUAGUGUCAACCAGAUUUUAUCCACCGUGGAUAAGUUUAUAAAAGCUCUAUGCAUUGUAGAUAUUCAGGAGAAAUAACUUUUGUAACAUUUUGAGGAAAAAAAUAAAACAUUUACCUAAAAA
Molecule: messenger RNA, 3618 nt
Organism: Enhydra lutris kenyoni (northern sea otter)
Lineage: Eukaryota; Metazoa; Chordata; Mammalia; Carnivora; Mustelidae
Product: XPC complex subunit, DNA damage recognition and repair factor
Exons: 16
Coding region: 37-2850 (937 amino acids)
Biological process (GO): mismatch repair; nucleotide-excision repair
Cellular component (GO): cytoplasm; nucleotide-excision repair factor 2 complex; XPC complex
Molecular function (GO): single-stranded DNA binding; damaged DNA binding
Source: RefSeq, a predicted model, not a curated record